Molecule: messenger RNA, 1853 nt
Organism: Cyprinodon variegatus (sheepshead minnow)
Lineage: Eukaryota; Metazoa; Chordata; Actinopteri; Cyprinodontiformes; Cyprinodontidae
Gene: pink1
Product: PTEN induced putative kinase 1
Exons: 7
Biological process (GO): autophagy of mitochondrion; protein phosphorylation; positive regulation of mitochondrial fission
Cellular component (GO): mitochondrion
Molecular function (GO): protein serine/threonine kinase activity; ATP binding
Source: RefSeq, a predicted model, not a curated record
UCUCCCAAUCUGCAGGCUGUGUUCAAGAAGAAAAAAUUCCAGAGCACACUUAGGCCUUUCACCUCUGGAUUCAAACUGGAGGACUACAUUAUAGGAAAGCAGAUCGGUAAAGGCUCCAACGCGGCCGUGUAUGAGGCUGCAGCUCAGUUCGCCCGCCCUCAGCGGUCUGAAGACAACGCUUCGCUGCAGGAACUAAAGGAUAACGAAGAGGAAGUCCAGGCGGUGCGAUCGGCAGCAUGCUGCUCCCUAAGAAAUUUCCCCUUGGCUAUAAAAAUGCUGUGGAACAUUGGGGCUGGAUCAUCAAGUGAGGCUAUAUUGAAAUCUAUGUCACAAGAGCUUGUACCUGCUGGCCCUCUCGCCUUAAAGCAGGAUAAGGAGCACAUCACUCUGGAUGGACACUUUGGUUCCCUUCCUAAAAGAGUCUCAGCUCACCCAAACGUGAUCAGAGUGCAUCGAGCUUUCACGGCAGAUGUGCCGCUGCUACCAGGCGCCCAGGAAGAGUAUCCAGAUGUGCUGCCACCCAGACUCAACCCUGCAGGCCUUGGAAACAAUCGCACUCUUUUCCUUGUCAUGAAGAACUAUCCAUGCACAUUACGUCAGUACCUGCAGGUUUCCACACCCAGCCGCUGGCAGGGCUCUUUAAUGGUGCUGCAGCUCCUAGAGGGGGUGGACCAUCUGUGCAGGCAGGGUGUUGCUCACAGGGAUCUGAAGUCAGACAACAUUCUGCUGGAGUUUGAUUCAGGUGGCUGCCCCCGUUUGGUAAUCACUGACUUUGGCUGCUGCCUCACUCAGAAUGACUGCAGCCUACAGCUGCCGUUCAACAGCAUGUAUGUCGAUAAAGGAGGGAAUGUUUCACUCAUGGCUCCUGAGGUGAUGACAGCAGUGCCAGGUCCUGGUGUGGUGAUUGACUACACCAAAUCUGAUGCCUGGGCUGUGGGGGCAAUCUCCUAUGAGAUAUUUGGACUGCAUAACCCUUUUUAUGGAGCCGCUGGACUGCAAAGCACAAACUAUCAGGAGAAGCAGCUCCCUCCUCUGCCUGCUCGCGUUCCAGCCGAUGUGCAGUUAGUUAUAAGCCUGCUUCUCAGAAGGAACCCAAAAAAGCGUCCAAGCGCUCGUGUAGCAGCCAACAUGCUCGCCCUAAGCCUCUGGGGUCGCAGGGCCCUGGCCAAUCAGGACAGCGCUGGCAUGAGAAAACUGGCUGAUUGGCUGCUGUGCCAGUCUGCUGUGGUUCUCCUGCAGGGCUGCAGUGGACCCAGUGGGAACAGAGUGGAGGCGGAGCUACAGAGGAGCUUUCUGUCAAACCUAGAGCUGGAAGACCUGCGCGCUGCUGUAGGCUUCCUCCUUUACGGGCGAGAGAAAAGCCACGCCUGCAUCAUGUUUGCAUAGAUUCACACUUUAAAUUACAACCUUAAAGUAAAACUCCCUCAUCUGCUGUCUGCAUUACUCCCACUAGUUAAUAAACUGUGAGGUGUUAUGUCUAAUAUCCAUCAGUUUGAGCACUUUUUUCUGUUUGCUGUGUUUUUAAUUGGUGUUAUACACAAUAUGCCUGCAAAAAUCUUUAAAUAAGUUUGACUUGUUGUGUUCAAGAAAAGCUUCCAACAACCUUCAUGAAAAUUGCAUCAUAUCUAACAAGUACUUUGCAUUGAUAUUUUAAAAAAAAAUGCCACCAGUGUCCCUGCAUCUAGUUUUCAUUAAAGUAUUUCCCCCAAAACGAGUCAUCGGUUAAUGGAAAGUACUGGUGGCUGCUUGUUUUUUUUGUUUUAAGAGUUGAAAACCCUCAAACCUGCAGUCAUUUUUAAACCCUAGUAAAAGUUUAGGUUAAUGGAGAUAUUUUAAAUUAAUUAAUAAUACUA